Messenger RNA from Theobroma umbraticum, 3230 nucleotides. Its product is annotated as COBRA-like protein 10. Lineage: Eukaryota; Viridiplantae; Streptophyta; Magnoliopsida; Malvales; Malvaceae. Gene Ontology annotation, biological process: cellulose microfibril organization. Gene Ontology annotation, cellular component: membrane. The record is from RefSeq and is a predicted model, not a curated record.
CUGCUGCUCUUUAAUCUUCCAUUAGCAGUGGCAUAUGAUGUUUUUGCUUGUCAGUUCUGUUUUUCCUCUGUUUUCAGUAAAUUUAUCACUCAAAAAGAACCUUUUUCAUACGUUAACAAUAAAAUUUUAUUAAUUUAAUGCAAUUAAUAAGAUCGAGCAAGGCAACAUCAUAAAGAACAUAUAAAAUUGUUCAAGCAAUGAAAAAUGUGUUUAACAUGAACCUGCAUGAUUUAGUUCAGCCAAUAUGUCACGAGAUCAUUACUCUUUUUACCAAAAACUAAUGUAAUGAAAUAUAUAAAGUCGAUGUUUAUAUACUCAGAACUCCUCUUUAUCUAUCAAAAAUAAGAUUUCGUAACAAAUACGGUUAGAUAUUUUAUGAAAAUUAAUUAAGCAUUCCACACCAAUCAUCUGUUUAGAGAAAACCAAAAACGCAUUGACAACUCAAAAUUUACCUUUAGCCAACCUCCAAAAACGACAUAGUUCAUCAACCACACACUAAAAAUAGCAAAACUAGAUACCUGUUCUGCUUUUUUCACUACAAGAAGAAAGCACCACCCUGUUUCCCCUGUCCGAACCAACCGCAAAAACAAGAGGAAGAGAAUUUAGCUUGACUCAAUCUCCCAUUUUCUUCUCCCCUUAUAACCCUUUCAUCCCUAAACUUCGUAGGGUUUCACUCAGAACUCCCUCCCCCUCUCCCCUUGCCGCGUCGUCACCGCGCGGCAAACCCCCUCCCCUGCCUUUGGCCUUGCCUCUCAUCAUAAACUAACAAAAUAGAAAACAAAACAAAACAUCAAAAAAGAAAAGGUUUUAAAAAAAAGCAAAAGCAGGCAUGAAAAUGCCUUGGAUGAAACUCUUAUGUCUUGCAUUUCUCUGUAUCUCUUUAAGAAUUCAGCUCUGUUACGGCCAAGAUAACACCGAUGACUACAGUGAUCCGGUGGCGGCACCACCACCGGGCCAAGACAAUUGUAAUGGCGUAUUCUUGAGCUACGCUUUCACGUCAAGGAAUAAAGAGUAUCCCCACGUAAAGAACAUUACAGCUCAAUCAUGGGCGUUCAAGUCUAUAGCCACCAUAAUGAAUGCGGGAACAGAAGAGGUAAAGGGAUGGAAGAUGUUCGUAGGGUUUCAACAUAGGGAGAUAUUGGUGUCUGCAACGAACGCAGUCGUCAUAGACGGCAGCGGAGAUUUUCCGGUGGCUGUUGGGAAUGGAACAACCUUGUCAGGGUACCCCAUGUCGGACCUCAAGACGUCCAUCGACACUGCUGGGGAUUAUAACCAGAUUGCCGUGCAGGUUGAGUUCACCGGCACCAUGUUUGGGUUGAAAGAGAAGGUGAUUCCGAUGCCUAAGACGAUCAGGCUGGCAAACGAUGGCUGGAACUGCCCCCAGCCUACUAAACAUACCACGUACAUGCAUGUAUGUUGCAAAAAGAAUCCCAAAUUCAAGGCCAAGCCUGUGAGGGGCAAGUACUUGCCUAGGCAAUAUGGGGAUCUCAACUUCAUGUAUGAUGUUCUUCAAGCUUAUGAAGGUAGCUAUGUCGCCCAAGUAACCAUGGAUAACAACAGCCCCUUAAGCCGCCUUGAUCACUGGAACUUGACUUGGGAAUGGAUGAGAGGGGAGUUCAUUUACUCCAUGAGAGGAGCCUACACUCACAAAAUCGAUUACUCUGAUUGCAUCUAUGGCCUAGCAGGGCAAUACCUCAAGGACUUUGAUUUCAGUCAAGUCAUGAAUUGCCAGAAAAAGCCUGUGAUUGCUGAUCUACCAGCUGAUAGAGCGAAUGAUACCACGGUUGGCAAGAUUCCUUAUUGUUGCAGGAAUGGCACCCUCUUGCCACCCUUGAUGGAUGAAAGCAAAGCAAGGUCAAUUUUCCAAUUAAGGGUAUACAAAUUGCCUCCUGAUACCAGCAAGACUGCUUUGUAUCCACCACAAAGAUGGAACAUUACUGGGGUACUCAAUCCCCAAUACAAAUGUGGCCCUCCAAUUAGAGUUGAUCCAACAGAAUUUCCUGACACUACCGGGCUCCAGGCCACGACCAGUGCUAUUGCAAGUUGGCAAGUUGUCUGCAACAUUACCAAGCCAGAGAAGAAGAAAACCAAGUGCUGUGUUUCCUUCUCAGCUUACUACAACGAUUCUGCCAUUCCAUGCAGUACCUGUGCUUGCGGCUGUGAUAAUAUUGAUACGGAUACUUGCAACCCCAACGGGCGUUCGAUGCUUCUCCCAGCAGAUGCUCUACUUGUUCCUUUUGAAAACAGGACAGCAAAAGCUAAAGCCUUUGCCCAUCUCAAGCACAGGGCUGUUCCUAAAAAGUUGCCUUGCCCUGACAAUUGCGGAGUUAGUAUAAAUUGGCAUGUUAACUCUGAUUACAAGACCGGAUGGACAGCUCGGAUCACCCUGUUUAAUUGGGGAGAUUUGCCAUUUGAGGACUGGUUCGCUGCUGUUCAAAUGAACAAGGCUUUCCCGGGUUAUGAAAAUGUCUAUUCCUUCAAUGGAACAAAACUGCAAUCCGUUAAGAAUACCAUUUUUUUCCAGGGUUUGCCAGGUUUGAAUUACUUGGUGGCAGAGAGAAAUGGGACUAAACGACAUGAUCCGAGAGUCCCUGGAAAGCAACAAUCUGUGAUUUCAUUCACAAAGAAACAUACACCAGGAAUAAACAUUCGACAUGGCGAUGGAUUCCCUUCAAAGGUGUUCUUCAAUGGGGAAGAAUGUGCUCUUCCUGAUGAUUUUCCAAGGAGUGCAGGGCACAGCUCUCGCAUUUCCUCCUCGGCUGCUAUCUUCAUAGCUAUUCUGACUUUCUUGCUCAUGACAGACCGUUUCCAUUUAUGAUCUUUGAAGGGUCCUUUUUUUUUCUUGUAGUGUAUUAGCUUUGAAUUUGCUUGGCUUUCUUUCUGGGAAAAGAAAUAAUGCUGAUGUGACAUGGGUGGAUAGAGGAUGGAGAGCAAUGCGCAACUACAACUUGAAGAAGGCUUCUUCUGCUAUAAAUUUGAUCAUCAAGAAGUGCAGAGAUGAGGAGACUCUAACAAUUGUGAAAAACAGAAAAAUUUAUGAUAAUUUGUGCUUGAGCUGUACCGUAGAUAUUAUUUAUUGCCUGACAAGGCCUUUCCAAUGUAAUACUUCGGACAACCAUCUUUUGGCUUUCUGGUAUAUAGUAUUUUUUUUUUUACUGCAAAAGACAAAUUAGAACUUCCAUUUGGUCUCUUGAGCUGUUUUGUAAGAAUGUUUUAGGGAAGUUGAUGAA